UAACAAAUUAACAAUCCCCAAUGAAAUUCCCGGCACUCUUCCUCCCUUUUGAAGUAUCCCGAGCAACCUCUUCUUGAUUUAUUUCGCAGCUCUCUCUCUCUCUCUCUCUCUCUCUCUCUCUCUCUCUCUCCUUGCUGCUGGAGUAUUCCACGCGACCUUCGUUGCUGUAAUGGUUUAAGCUGUCCCAUCUCUCUGGCUUUCUCUUUCUCUGUAAAAAUAUAUGAUACUCAAUGCUCUGACAUCAGCAGAUUCCAAUUCCCCCCUCACCUUCCAUCAGUAGGAUUCCUCCAUCUUCAGUGGUUCAUUGAAAUUCAAAGAGAGCCCCGCCUUUAUUCUCAUGAAAAAGGAAGAAUCUGCUCCUCCCUACAAAUACCCAUCACUGCCAUUGAGCUCCUCAUGCAAGCAGUCACCCUUAACUGGUAGUCAUCCCCUCAUCGUCCCUUCUCAGGCGGCCUCAGCUUUGAUGGCUUCCCGUUCAAGCAGCUCCUCAUGGAACGCGAGGCAGAACAAGAACUUCGAGCAGGCCCUCGCAAAGUAUGACCAGGACACGCCGGACCGCUGGAAGAACAUCGCCACCAUGGUGGGAGACAAGACGGAGGAGGAGGUGAAGAGGCACUACCAAGUCUUGAUGGACGACCUGAGAUCCAUCGAGUCCGGCCAUGUGCCGUUUCCCAACUACACCGACCGCAGAUCCGCUUUAUCAGAAGAGGAUCAGAGGCUGCUGAUGUAUUUGAAGCUCCAGCGUCAAUGAACAGUUGACGUUGUGAUCGCACAUGGUGGUAUGAUGAAUAUGUGUCCGUGACCAUAUUAGCAUUAAUAUAAUACAUGGUCUAGGAGAUGAGUGUCCCUAUCUCUCUCCCUAUAUAUAUAUAAUAUCUAUAUAUGAUGUGUAUGCCCUCUGUUUCUGGUCUUAAUCUUGCUAGCUGCGAGGUUAAAUGCAGAUGACAUAAUUAUAAUAGUCGCAGGAUUGUCUAUGAUAGUAGACGAAUCCUUUUAUAUAUGAAUGAAAUCUAUC
Molecule: messenger RNA, 1015 nt
Organism: Nymphaea colorata (pocket water lily)
Lineage: Eukaryota; Viridiplantae; Streptophyta; Magnoliopsida; Nymphaeales; Nymphaeaceae
Product: protein RADIALIS-like 4
Exons: 2
Coding region: 338-751 (137 amino acids)
Molecular function (GO): DNA-binding transcription factor activity
Source: RefSeq, a predicted model, not a curated record